CGCAGAGCUAAAUCGCAGAUGUGUGAUCCCAGCAUAAGAUGAGAAUAAUUAUCCAACCUGAAAUGGGCUGUGUGAGAUGAAAGAAGUGGUUGAAAGGACAGGGAGAGAAUAGAUGUUGCUGCUGCUGGAGCUGUGUGGGGAGACGAUUGAGAGGAAAAUUGUGGCAGUGAAAGAGUUCCUAGAGAGAAUGAAUGUGGUAUGUUAGGAGUAGGGAGUAGAAAGUAUGAUGGGUAUUGGGUACUGUUUGUUUCUGUGUGCUAUUUUUUUAAAUAGGUGUUGCCGUUACAAAGGCUUGAUGUAGAAGAAAUCCCAUGUCACCUGUAAGAUCAAGAUCAGGCAUUGCGUGAUGGGAGAAGCGAGGCCUCCGUGCUCUGCCGAGUCUGGGAGCAAACAGGCUGAGCCGGGCCACGCAUGCGCAGAUGGGAGCCAACAGUUUUUCACGGGCAACUGUUUUUCAAGCUACAGCUGGCCUGGCGGGAUAAUUAUUGCCGGUCAGUCCUCGCUCAGACACCUCAGGAAUAGCUGCCACAACUAGCCUCUGCGUGUGUGGCGGCCCAGCUUCAGCGGGAAGAGCUGUCAAACGUGCAGAGAAGACUGCUCGAAGGCUCCACAGAGUACUUGCUGUCACUCACUGAAACAACGGCAGCCCUGGCCCUUUGUUUAGGAUCGUGACGCCGUAAGAAACAAAUAUAGGUUUAUCCUGCCUGUCCUGAGGAGCAAGAGGCACCUCCAAGGGGAUCCUUCAGCCUCGCAGCGACGUUCCAAGCUUACCAGUGGAAAGACUAGUGACGGGAAACCUUGCCACGAAAAGGCCAGUGAGUCUGCGAGAUGAAGCCAGAGCCGGUGCGCCUGAGGAAGGAGUUGGGUUUACUGGAGGGCUUCACCUUGAUCAUGGGCAACGUCAUCGGCUCGGGCAUCUUCGUGGCCCCCAAGGGCGUCAUAACCUACGUGGGCAGCGUAGGCAUGUCCCUCGCAGUGUGGGCGGUCAGCGGGCUGCUCACCAUGUUGGGCGGCCUUUGCUUCACCGAGCUGGGCACCAUGAUCCCCCAGACGGGCGGCAUGUACGUCUACCUGCACGAGGCGUUCGGGCCCCUGCCGGCCUUCCUCUACCUGUGGGUGACGGUCGUGCUGCGCAACAACGCGACCGCCGCCGUGGUCGCCCUCACCUUUGCCAGCUACCUGAUCCAGGGCGUCACGGGGGGCUGUGAGGCUGUCCCCGACGCGGCGGUCAGACUCCUCGCCGCCAUCCUCAUAUGCUUCCUGUCGUGGGUGAACUGCAUGAACGUGAAGUGGGCGGCGAAGGUGCAGAACGUGUUCACGCUGAGCAAGGUGGUGGCGCUCGUGGUGGUGAUCGUGACGGGGGCAGUUCACCUGGGCGCCGGCCACCUGGACAACUAUCAUGGCGUCAUGGCUGGCACCAACUGGAAGGCUGGCGCCAUCGCUACCGCCUUUUAUCAGAGUCUUUUCUCCUACGAUGGAUGGGACAAAGUUUACUACGUGGCAGAGGAGCUCAAAAACCCUGAGAGAGAUCUGCCGAUCGCCAUCUUCUUGGCCACCACGCUGCUCACUGUGCUCUACACGCUCACCAACGCCGCCUACCUGGCCGUGCUGACCCCCGCCGAGAUGAUAUCGUCCGGCGCCGUGGCCUUGGUAUGUGGGGAUGGGCAGGGCUGGUUCUCUUGGCUGACGGUUACCGCCCUACCGCUCACGCAUGCACUCAACUCCUUUUACUGUUUGCAGACGUUUGCCGACAGGACGCUGGGCGUGGCGGCACGGCUGAUGCCCAUUUUUGUCAUGUGUUCGACCUUUGGCACCAUCAACGGCUACAUUUUAAUGCAAUCGCGCCUCAUCUUCGCCGGGGCGAGGAAGGGACAGCUCCCUGAAGUUUUUUCCCUCGUGAGCACAGUCCACAUGACGCCCGUGGUGGCCAUCGUGGUGCACGGAGUCUUGUUGUUGCUGAUGCUGGUCACCUCGGAUGUAAUCCUGCUCAUCAACUACAGCAUCUACGCCGCCACGCUGACCCACCUGGGCUGCAUGGGUGCACUCUUUUGGUUCCGCUACAAGGAGCCCAAACGACCCAGGCCCUUCAAGGUGUUCCUGGUGCUGCCGGUGAUCUUCACGGUGAUCCUGGUGUUCCUGCUGGUGCUGCCCGCCACCCAGAACCCUUCUGAUGUGGGUGUGGGUAUCGCCCUCAUCUCUUCGGGACUCCCCGUCUACUAUUUUACCAUACACAGGAAGGACAUCGCCGGAAAGUUUACGCGUCUCUUGGGCCGUCUGACCGUCUGGUGCCAGGUAUUGUUCAUGGGACUGCCGGAGAUGGACCGCCGCCUUGCAUCUGCUGCUGCUGCUGAUGAUGAUGACGGUGUGGGAGGUAACACUUCCCGCAGAACAUCGCGAAACGAUACACACUGCGACUAGUUUUGUCCUAACAAGCGACAUUAUGAUUAUUUCACAAAGGCAAAGGAAGGAUGUUUUCAGAAUACAGGACAAGGUGCCACAGUGUACGACGCGCUGUUAAAAGCUGGGCUCGGGCGGGUAAUGAAUGCCUUCACAAGUGUUUGGCAACCAUUACACAUGACGGUGACGAGUGAGAGCAGGCGCCGGAAUCACUGGCUGGCUGGGAAGGCUGUGAUGCAAACGGAUAUAAGAUUUACCUAUGA
Eriocheir sinensis (Chinese mitten crab) is the source of this 2660-nucleotide messenger RNA. Its product is annotated as Y+L amino acid transporter 2-like. Gene Ontology annotation, cellular component: membrane. Gene Ontology annotation, biological process: amino acid transmembrane transport. The coding region runs from base 829 to 2418 and encodes 529 amino acids. Gene Ontology annotation, molecular function: L-amino acid transmembrane transporter activity. The record is from RefSeq and is a predicted model, not a curated record. Lineage: Eukaryota; Metazoa; Arthropoda; Malacostraca; Decapoda; Varunidae. The transcript is spliced from 8 exons.